Messenger RNA from Sphenostylis stenocarpa, 423 nucleotides. The record is from the annotation of a GenBank genome assembly. NCBI's taxonomy places the organism in Eukaryota, Viridiplantae, Streptophyta, Magnoliopsida, Fabales, Fabaceae.
AUGCCACCGAAGAAGGGAAAUCAAUCUAAGCCAGAAAGAUUAGCGGACGAGGAAAACAUGGAAGCACGUGUUAGUUCUAUGGAAAACGAGGUGGCCCAAAUGAGAAUAACGAUGGAGAGUUUUCAAGAAGCGUUGAAACGCGAAGUUCAAGAGAACCACUCGAUACUCGUCGAGCUUUUGACUCGAAAUGCUGGAAAGGAUUUAGAGGGGGAAGAUGAAGGGUCAGUGAAGAGGAAGAGUGUAUCAAACAGGAAAAAACAUUCUGGAGUGGCCUCGGGAAUGUCUUGGCUAACAUCUUUGGGGGAAAUGUUGAUUGAUUGGGGAAGGCAAACGAUGAGGAUUACCACUAAUCAAGGGACGAAGCUGUUAAAAAGGGUGCAGAAUGAAGAGUCUCUAGCAGCCCAAAUCAAGGAGUUAGUGUGA